AUUAUUAUACCAUUUCCUCCGCGGCUCCGCCAGAUGAACUCACUCAUUCCAUCUUCCCACUGUUGAUUUAUAUGUAUUUUUUGUUUGUUUGAUUCCCAUUUACCGGGUUUUUUUUUUUUUUUUUCUGAAUAGUUGCCACUUCUCACUCUUCUGACUUUUUCCUUCUUCUCUGAACAUUGAUUUCUCUGCCUUCUUUCUGGGACUGAAGUUUUCUUCAUUUCUUCGUCUUCUUCACCAAGAAUCUGAUAUUUUUUGGAUUGAAUAUAGUGGGUUUUCUUUUUCUUGGGUUUUUGUUAUGGAAACAUCGGAUUCUGCUGCUGCGGAUUUGGAUUCUGGGUCACCUUCAUCGCCAAGCAAUGGUGGGGGAACAAUUAGAAUCGUUCAGUUUCCUGCUCUCGGGUUCUUGCAGUCUCCCAUUUCAUCGCUGCUCGAGUAUUCCGGCUUCAUCCGGGUAAGGCCGGAUUACCCCUAUUCCGAGACCCGUCCUCUCGUAUCUGAGAGUACUAAUGCCAGUGUCAAUGUUCAAAGCUCUGGCAGCAAUUCAGCGUCAGUUAACGGUAAUGAUGGUGUUGAUAGGAGUGGAGAUAGCAAUUCUGGUGAUAGCAGUAACAAUGGGGAGGUCUCGAUUCGGAUUAUCGGGGAGCAGGAUAGGGUUGGGGGUGCGAAUAAUGGCGAGACUGGUGGUAAUGGGGUGGGAUUGGGUGCGGAAGGGUCUGUCGUCGGGCCUGAUGAUGUUAAUGGAAAUAGGCGUGUUAAUAGUGAUAAUGAUAACAAUAAUAGGGAAGCAUUGUCGUAUCAAAGAUAUGAUAUACAGCAGGCGGCUAGGUGGAUUGAGCAGAUUCUUCCGUUUUCGUUGCUGUUGUUGGUUGUUUUUAUCCGGCAGCACUUGCAAGGAUUUGUUGUUACCAUUUAUUGUACCGCCAUCUUGUUCAAGUCCAACGACAUUCUACGCAAGCAAACUGCUCUAAAGGGAGAAAGGAAGAUUUCCGUCCUAGCUGGUUAUUCAGUUCUUUUCAUGCUUCAUAUAUUUGGAAUCUACUGGUGGCAUCAUAGAGAUGAUCUUAUCUAUCCAUUGCUCAUGAUUCCUCCAAAAGCAAUCCCACCUUUCUGGCAUGCAGUAUUUAUCAUCCUGGUAAAUGAUACAAUGGCACGUCAGACAGCAAUGGUCUUGAAGUUGGUUCUAUUAAUGUAUUAUAAGAAUGGUAGAGGGCACAAUUUCCGCAGACAGGGGCAAAUGUUGACUUUGGUUGAGUAUACACUGCUUCUGUACCGUGCUUUGUUGCCGACCCCUGUAUGGUAUAGAUUCUUCCUGAACAAAGACUAUGGGAGUCUCUUUUCAUCGCUGACGACAGGAUUGUAUUUAACUUUCAAGCUAACAUCAAUUGUUGAGAAGGUUCAAUCUUUCUUCGCUGCCUUGAAGGCAUUAUCCAGGAAGGAAGUCCACUAUGGGUCUUAUGCAACACCCGAGCAGGUAAAUGCAGCUGGAGAUCUAUGUGCUAUAUGCCAGGAGAAGAUGCACGUGCCCGUCUUACUACGCUGCAAGCAUAUAUUCUGUGAAGACUGUGUUUCAGAAUGGUUCGAGAGAGAGAGAACCUGCCCUUUAUGCAGAGCGCUGGUUAGACCGGCUGAUCUUCAAUCAUAUGGGGAUGGAUCAACCAGUCUUUUCUUCCAGUUGUUUUAGUGGAACUUUCCACAACCUGCUCGGCACAAACUGCAUUUCCCACAACUAACUUGCAUACACAGAAGAAAACUGAAAAUUCGUCUGCUGUGCAUUGCGACAAUCGCUAUGAACCUUCGGCUGUCAGCCCAACAGGAUGCUUAUGUAAGGUAUUUAAAUAGUUCUCUUGAAACAUCUGAGAAAGUUGAGGUUGAUGCCCAACAGGAUGCUUAUGUAAGGUAUUUAAAUAGUUCUCUUGAAACAUCUGAGAAAGUUGAGGUUGAUGAGAGGAUAUAUAUCGGUACCAUGUCCCUAUAUAUAUAUUGUUACAUCUUUUACAUUGAUUAAUGAUAAGUUUUUUCUCUUAUGUUGUAAUA
Sesamum indicum (sesame) is the source of this 2034-nucleotide messenger RNA. RefSeq lists its product as uncharacterized. NCBI's taxonomy places the organism in Eukaryota, Viridiplantae, Streptophyta, Magnoliopsida, Lamiales, Pedaliaceae. The record is from RefSeq and is a predicted model, not a curated record. Gene Ontology annotation, molecular function: ubiquitin protein ligase activity. Gene Ontology annotation, biological process: positive regulation of ERAD pathway.